Molecule: messenger RNA, 708 nt
Organism: Panicum virgatum (switchgrass)
Lineage: Eukaryota; Viridiplantae; Streptophyta; Magnoliopsida; Poales; Poaceae
Exons: 3
Coding region: 1-708 (235 amino acids)
Molecular function (GO): protein dimerization activity
Source: RefSeq, a predicted model, not a curated record
AUGGAGUCUCGGUUCAAGGUUGUAAUGGCUAUUAUUGAGAAGAAAAUGGGUGGAAGACUUGAUUCUCCAUUGCAUUUGACAGCUUAUUUGCUGAAUCCACACUAUAGCUAUACUAACCCAUCAAUCUUUGAUGAGCCCAAAAUGAGUGAAGCCUUCAUAGCUUGUGUUGAACAAUUUUAUUAUCAUGAUGAGGACAAGCAAGAUCAGGCUGCCAACAUUGAAUUGAAAAAAAUUCAGAAUAGAGAAGGGCCAUUUAGCAAGAAGUUUGCAAGAACUUUUCAAAACUUUGACUACAACCCAGGUAGAGCAUCAUGGUGGCGGUUGUAUAGAACUGAAACACCAGUGUUACAGAAGAUGGCUACAAGGAUCUUGUCUUUGACAUCAAGCUCUUCUAGUUGUGAAAGAAAUUGGAGUGGGUUUGAAGGGAUACACACUAAGAAGAGAAAUAUGCUUACUACAACCCGCCUCAACAAGUUAGUCUAUAUUCAAUUUAACAACAUGCUGCUUAAUAAGAUAGAGAAGAUAGUGUCAAAGAAAAUCACUGAUGUUCUUUUGUCUAGUAAGACAAAAGAAGCUCAAGAUUUUCUCCAAGAGGGUGGAGAUGAUUGUGCAUUAGUUGUCUUCAGAGAUGAGGAAGAUGAGGAUGAGAUGGAAGGUACAGGGAUACCUUGGUCUGUUAUUGGAGAGGCAGUGGGAGCAGAAGAAUAG